CAGGUCACGAGUGGACUGGAACUACUCAAGCGCGACGAUAAAGACUUGUCAAAUCGCCAUGAAGUUUCCUAUAUAAUACAACAAUUCAAACAAUGUAUAAAUCCUGGGUCGGCGGUGGAAGAAACUUGUGUUGGCGGUUUGUUGUAGGUCUAGUUAUUUUUCUUGCUUGUGGGGGAAUCAAGGUAAUCGCAAGACCAAAAGCUGAAGUUACCGGGGAGUCCAUCAGUGAGGCGUUAAGACUAGUUGCACCUCAGACCAUAGUGUCAGCGUCUUUUCCUAUCAAUGCCUGGUCAGCCAGCGCUUCAGACCAACAAAUAGUAGACCAGGUCAAACCGAGCAACACUGCACCCUCGACACAACUGAGGGAGCCAACGCCACCAGUACCGCAUGCAAGUGUCGCCGCAACUUGGUUGCAACCAGAUGUAGGAAAGAUGCAAGAUAAAUUCACAACCGCCGCUAUCGGUGUUGCUCCAACGUCGGCGCAACUAAGAGACGCCACACCGCCAUUACCGCAAGAAAGUAUCGCUGCAACUUGGUCGAAACUAGAUGUAAGAAAGGCGCAAAAAGAAUUUACAACAGCCGCUAUCGGUGUUGCUCCAACGCCGGUGCAGCCUGUUGCGUGUGUCACACAGGAACUUUUGCGACAGGAAUUUUUGCAACCGCUAGGAUCUACGCCGACACAAGCAUCUGGUCUGAGUAACCUCAUUCCAUACGGGCUAAAUCAAGAAUCCGCGGCAUCACAUCCUUGCCCCCCCUCACAACAGUCUGCUCCUGCCCCAGGCAAUAUCCAGGAAGGCCAAGGCCAGGGUUUGGUUGAAUUACCUCCAAAAGGCCCACCACCAAUGCAAUCAAACCUUACCUCAGCUGGCGAACCUGGAAUUGGGUCACUUCCAAACCUUCUAAACCCAGCUCAAGCUCAGGGAAUAAAUAAGUUACCAGUAUCACAGCCUACCACAUCAGGCCAACAAAAUUUAUCUUCGAUCCAAGAAGGCGGGCCAGGAGUCGGAUCAGCGAGUCCAAUUCAGGAGGAAAAAGCACCACCGUUGAACCCACUGACCUCAUCUAAACCUUUGCAGCCUUUGAAGGUACAGGUUGAAGUCUCAGGAAGGCCGCAAGCACAAGGACAAAACACAAGCUUUGGCAUGACUUUGAACACCAAAUUCUCCAUGAAUAAUACUAGAAUAGGUGAGAGCACGGGUAACAGUGUUGGCCUGCUGAAUAAGGUAGUUAGCUCGGCCUUACAAAACCUGAUAACCAUGCUCCCAGCGAAUGUGUUAGGAGCAGGAUCGACUGGACAGCCUGGGAAUUUAGGUAUACAACAAUUUAAUGCAACGGGAUCACAACAAGACGCAACAGCGCCACUGAGAGGAUUGGGAAAAUCCAUUGCUCAAGGACAGGUUGCAAACCCAUCGCAAAAAGAUGCAACGUCUAUGCAACUCCCUGGAGUCCCGCAGAUGAAGCUUUUUGAUAACUCCAGUGCUUUGCAGGAAAACGCAACAAACUCGCAAGCUGCAACUUCACCUCUUAGUAAUGAGCUGCAGGUGCAACAAGCAGCGGGAAGCCAGGCGCAACAAAGCUCCGCAACUCAACCGCAACUAGAGACAUCUGUGCAACCUGCUGAUAAAGGAGGGACUAAAGAACAAAGUGCUUCAACUACGCCACAAGAAAUGCCAGAGGUACUUGGCGAACAGUUGCAGCAGGGACAAUACAAUCCUGGUGCACAACAAUUAGCAGCAACACUCCCGCAACAAAGCGGAACGUUGAUAACCGAUAACCAUGGCGCCGACAAUGCAGUCCAAACUCAGGCGCAACAAGUUGCAACUCAGUCGCAAGCGGGCGCAGUAAAUUCGUCUACUUUUGUUGACAGACCUUUAGCUGGGGCGCAACCAGAGGCCGCACAACAAACAGCUUCAAAGACUGUAGAAGCAGACUCCAGCAGAGCAAAUGAGACCAUGACAACUUUGAACAACAAAGUCGCCCCUCUGAAUGCAAUUAUCCAAGUAUCACAGGGACCAAAUAACACCAGCUUGAAACUGAAGCCAUUAGAUGCCGUGAAUCUCUUGCAGAAUCUGAUGCAUAGCGUAUCAAUGCAGGGGAAACCAAACGAAAGCGAAGUGAAGAACUGGCUGACUAAACAACCAGGGCUGCUAGAGGUGCAUCGCGCUCAGAAAACACGAAAUGGCGGGAAAAAUGACUCAAAAACCAUUCGGGUAGAACAAAAAAAGAAUGAGACAAUGGCGAAAGGGAAUCAGAUGUCCAAUAUGAGGCCUGGCGACGAGAACUGCGAUUUGUGUCGGUUUGUUAUGGAGUUCCUCAACAGAUCUCUACCAGAUCCUACCACUGUGAAUGACAUAUAUGAACAAAUCAAAACGUCGUGUCCGCAACUUACACCACAGACAAGAAAAGAUUGUGAGGAUUUCCUUGACAAUCAUGGUCACCAACUCCAGCAUGCGUUCUUUUACGGAAGAAGGACCGAAGAUACGUGCGUCGACCUUGCAUUAUGCUGGCCGAAAUACUGGAGCCACUAAAGGAAAAAAACAUCUGUCAAUUCGCAAACAGACACCAAAAAGGGUAUAGGGCGGUUCAAGGAUUUCUCGGCGAGGGUGGGGUCGGGGGGGAACAGUAUGUAAAAUAUAUGGCAGGCAGUAGAAACUUUACAAGAAACGAAUGAGUCAAACAGUGAAACAAGUCAAAUCUAACAGUGAGGACACAGAAAGCGGGCCAUGCUGAACAACUUUGACCAAUCAGAUUCGGCUUGAACAUUAAAAAAAAAGUUCAGCCUCACUGUAAGUCUUAGUAGUAUACCAAUAUAGCAUGUAUACCCAUGUUACAAAAUUCGUCGAUUUCCGCAACUGAGUGGUUACUUGAAGGCAGGUUAGUACCUUUGCAAGUACAUGGAUAGAUCAUAUUAAUUAAUGAUCUUAUUAUCGAUCCGCGGUGAAAGGGAAAGCACUACAAAGGGGCCUAGAAAAAAAAUAAGUUGAAUAAAUGAAUAAACCACUGAUUGCAA
Messenger RNA from Nematostella vectensis (starlet sea anemone), 3010 nucleotides. Its product is annotated as protein piccolo. The record is from RefSeq and is a predicted model, not a curated record. The transcript is spliced from 5 exons. The coding region runs from base 93 to 2528 and encodes 811 amino acids. Lineage: Eukaryota; Metazoa; Cnidaria; Anthozoa; Actiniaria; Edwardsiidae.